CUGCGUGCUGCGAGGUGGGCUUCGUUCAGGAGCAGAAGAGCCAGCGGCUGGCGGCUCCCGAGGCACGAGCGGAGUUCGACGGCGGCCCGCGUUCUCCGAAAGGCAGCCGUCGACGGGCGAGCGAUGGCGGCGCGGGGGUCGCGGCGGCGCGCGCUGCGCCUGCUCUUGGUGGUGCAGCUGCUGGCGGGGCGCUGGCGGCCGGCCGGGGCAGCGCGGGGCGCGCGGGGAGGAUUGCCUGAACUGUCCUCUGCUGCAAAACACGAAGACCGUUUAUUUAAGGAUUUAUUUGAAGACUAUGAAAGGUGGGUUCGUCCUGUGGAACGCCUGAGUGACAAAAUAAAGAUCAAGUUUGGCCUUGCAAUAUCUCAGUUGGUGGACGUGGAUGAGAAAAACCAGCUAAUGACAACAAACGUCUGGUUGAAACAGGAAUGGAGAGAUGUAAAAUUAAGAUGGAAUCCUGACGACUACGGUGGGAUAAAAAUUAUACGCGUCCCAUCAGACUCUCUGUGGAUCCCAGACAUCGUUUUGUUUGACAAUGCAGACGGGCGUUUCGAAGGGGCCAGCACGAAGACGACUGUCCAGUACAAUGGCACCGUCACCUGGACACAACCAGCAAACUACAAAAGUUCCUGUACUAUCGAUGUCACGUUUUUCCCAUUCGAUCUCCAGAACUGUUCCAUGAAAUUCGGCUCCUGGACGUAUGAUGGAUCCCAGGUUGAUAUACUCCUAGAGGACCAAAACGUAGACAGAACCGACUUUUUUGACAACGGAGAAUGGGAAAUCAUGAGUGCCGUGGGGAUCAAAGGGAACAGAACGGACAGCUGCUGUUGGUACCCUUACGUCACGUACUCUUUUGUGAUUAAGCGGCUGCCUCUCUUCUAUACCUUAUUUCUCAUUAUCCCCUGCAUCGGGCUCUCAUUUCUGACUGUGGUCGUCUUCUAUCUCCCGUCAAACGAAGGUGAAAAGAUCAGCCUGUGCACGUCAGUCCUCGUCUCCCUGACCGUCUUCCUUCUGGUUAUUGAAGAGAUCAUACCCUCGUCGUCCAAAGUCAUACCUCUGAUUGGGGAGUACUUGGUGUUCACCAUGAUUUUCGUGACACUCUCCAUUAUGGUGACUGUGUUUGCCAUCAACAUCCACCACCGCUCUUCCUCAACACACAAUGCUAUGGCGCCGUGGGUCCGUAAGAUAUUUCUUCACAAGCUCCCCAAACUGCUCUGCAUGAGAAGUCACGUCGACAGGUACUUCACUCAGAGGGAAGAAACCCAGGAUGGCAGUGGACCGAAGUCUAGGAACACCUUGGAAGCUGCGCUCGGCUGCAUCCGCUACAUCACGAGACAUGUCAGGAAGGAGAACGACGUCCGAGAGGUUGUUGAAGACUGGAAAUUCAUAGCACAAGUUCUUGACCGGAUGUUUCUGUGGACUUUUCUUCUGGUUUCAGUCAUUGGGACUCUGGGGCUUUUUGUUCCUGUUAUUUAUAAAUGGGCCAAUAUCAUAGUCCCGGUUCACAUCGGAAAUACAAUUAAGUGAAGCCAAGAAAUGACUAUGGGUUUAGUGAGCAACCGCACAUCUCUUAGGACAUGUAUACAGUUAUGAAAAUGUGAAAUUAUUUUCAAUUUGAUAUAGGCUGUAACAGAUUAGUAAUUUCUAACCUGGCUUAAUAUUGUCCGUUAGAACUGAAGUAAUCACUGCAGGUAGCAACAGAACAUUGUCCAGCUGCACUGGUGAACACCUACUAAUGUGGAAUCCAUGAGGAAGUUCCUCUUUGGAGGUUGGCAAAUACAGUUAUAGUUGAAGACCGUUUAGAACUUUUUCCAAAUUUAGUAAAAGCUUAUAAUUGUGUGGUUUUGUAUUUUCAGAAUGGGCCUUCUUAAAUUAUCCAGGCUGUCGCCAAACUCCUGGAUUCCAGUGAACCUCCUGUCUCAGCAUCCUGAGUAGCCGGGACUAUGGGUGUGUUCCACCCUGCCCAACUCAUAUAUAUAUUUUAAAAUUCUAUCUGUCCUGUAUUCAUGGAUGUGUGAUACAUAAUACUUCUAUAUGAAUUAAGCCAAUUACUUGGUUUAAUAAUGGCUUAAUGUCUUAGUUAAUAUUGCUGUGAAGAGACACCAUGACCACAGCAACUUUUUAAAAAAAUAUUUCUUUAUUUAUUUUAUGUAUAGAGUGCUUUAUCAGCAUGUAUGACUUUAUGCCAGAAGAGGGCAUCAGAUCCCACUAUAGAUGGCUGCAAACCACCAUGUGGUUGCUGGGAAUUGAACUCAGGACCUCUGGAAGGGCAGCCAGUCCUCUUAGCUGCUGAGCCAUCUCUUCAGCCCUGCACACCAACUUUUUAUAAAGGAAAACAUCUAUUUGUGGCUGGCUUACAGAUUCAGAGGUUUAAUGCAUUAUUGUCAUUGCGGGAAUCAUGGCAGCAUGGAGAAGUAGCUCAGAGUUCUGUUUCUGGAUCAGCAGGCAACAGGAAGAGAGAAUGAGCUAUUGGGCCUGGCUGAGCUUCUGAAACCUCAAAGUCCAUCCCCAAUGACACACUUCUUCCAAUAAGGCCACAGCUCCUAAUAGUGCCACUCCCUAGUGAUCAAACAUUUAAAUCUGUGAGUCUAUGGGAACCAUUCCUAAUCAAACCACCACACUUAAUACGAAGCUAUUAUUUUGUUUUGUUUUGAGACAGGGUUUCUUUGUGUAACAGCUCUGGCUGUCCUGGAACUCACUUUGUAGACCAGGCUGGCCUUAAACUCAUAGAGAUCUGCCUGUAUCUGCCUCCUAAGUGCUGGGAUUAAAGGCAGCGCCACCACUGCCUGGCUCUUUACCAACAUUUUUCUUUUUCAUAAGUGAAAAAGAGUGACUAGAAACUCCCUAGGUCACUUUAUUCUUUAGAUGCUCAAGUGGAAUGGCUCUUGUGUUAUCUAAGUUUGAAGCUAUCUUCCAUUGUAAACUUACAACAGGUAAGUAACUCCUGCAGACGCAGUGACAUAUCCUUCGUAAUGACUUCAUAUGCACAGUGACAUAUCCUUCAUAAUGACUUCAGUCCCCCUGCCCCCAUUCUCUGGUUAAUAGAGCUGUUUGUGUGCAUGGUUUAUCCCUGACCUCAGAACAGCAGACUGCAGUUACGUAGAUCCCAUCUCAAAGGGGGCAUAUCUUUGCUUUGAUAAUUCUUUGGAAGAACCAUCUUCCAUGGUUAAAGGUGUAUUCUCAGCUGGAUAUGGUGUCUCACACCUGUCGUCUCUACUUUCAGGAGGCAGUGGCAGGGGAAUUGCUGUGAGUUCUAGGUCAGUCUGAGUUACAUUAUGAGACCCUGUUUCAAAGGCUAACAAAAAUUGCUCUUCUGAGUUGAGGUAAGCACAUUGUCAUAUCUUAUGUUUUAUUAUCUUUCACCCCAGCGAUUAUAAUCAUAAAAUCUUAGAGCUGGUAUUGUUGGUUGUUUUACUCUUUUGGCUUUUGGGGGGCCCACCACCCAGUUCCAAAUAAACUAUACAUGGAGGCUUAUUCUUAUAAA
Messenger RNA from Alexandromys fortis (reed vole), 3484 nucleotides. It is a transcript of the gene Chrna5, whose product is annotated as cholinergic receptor nicotinic alpha 5 subunit. Gene Ontology annotation, cellular component: synapse; plasma membrane; postsynaptic membrane. The transcript is spliced from 6 exons. The record is from RefSeq and is a predicted model, not a curated record. Gene Ontology annotation, molecular function: acetylcholine receptor activity; acetylcholine-gated monoatomic cation-selective channel activity. NCBI's taxonomy places the organism in Eukaryota, Metazoa, Chordata, Mammalia, Rodentia, Cricetidae. Gene Ontology annotation, biological process: signal transduction; synaptic transmission, cholinergic; response to nicotine. The coding region runs from base 124 to 1527 and encodes 467 amino acids.